Messenger RNA from Kogia breviceps (pygmy sperm whale), 2566 nucleotides. It is a transcript of the gene LRCH1, whose product is annotated as leucine rich repeats and calponin homology domain containing 1. The record is from RefSeq and is a predicted model, not a curated record. Gene Ontology annotation, molecular function: protein binding. NCBI's taxonomy places the organism in Eukaryota, Metazoa, Chordata, Mammalia, Artiodactyla, Physeteridae.
GCUGCCACUGCCGCCUCCCCUUCUGCCCCCCGCCCCCAUUCCGCGCGCCUCUCACACCCUCCUCCCCUUCUUCCAGCAUCUCUUGGUGGAGCACUGCAGGGACUCGGCCCGGGCUGCCGUCUCCCCGACCCGGGGGAAAGCUGUGACCCCCCCGCAGGAGCGGCGGGGCGGGGUGGGGGGCCCGGGAGAAGAUGGCGACGCCGGGAAGCGAACCCCAGCCUUUCGUCCCUGCCCUGUCAGUGGCUACUCUGCACCCCCAUCAUCAUCCCCCCCACCACCACCAUCAGCACCACGGAGGAGCCGGAGCCAGCGGCGGGGCCGGAGGAGGCGGCGGCGGCGGCGGGGGCUUCAACCUGCCCUUGAACCGGGGGCUGGAGCGCGCGCUGGAGGAAGCGGCCAACUCCGGGGGGUUGAACCUCAGUGCUAGGAAACUGAAGGAAUUUCCGAGGACGGCGGCCCCCGCGCACGACCUCUCGGACACGGUGCAGGCAGAUUUAUCUAAAAACAGACUGGUUGAAGUUCCAAUGGAAUUGUGCCAUUUUGUAUCACUGGAAAUUCUUAAUCUGUAUCAUAAUUGUAUCAGAGUCAUUCCGGAGGCCAUCAUUAAUCUGCAGAUGCUGACUUACUUAAAUUUAAGUCGGAAUCAGCUGUCCGCCCUGCCUGCCUGCCUGUGUGGUCUUCCUCUCAAAGUCUUAAUUGCAAGUAACAACAAACUUGGAUCACUGCCUGAAGAGAUAGGUCAGCUCAAACAGUUAAUGGAGUUGGACGUCAGCUGCAACGAGAUCACAGCCCUGCCUCAGCAGAUAGGGCAACUGAAAUCCCUACGAGAACUGAAUGUCAGAAGAAAUUACCUUAAAGUUUUACCACAAGAACUAGUAGAUCUUCCCUUGGUAAAGUUUGACUUUUCCUGCAAUAAAGUGCUCGUGAUUCCCAUUUGUUUUAGAGAGAUGAAGCAGCUGCAAGUAUUACUGCUUGAGAAUAACCCUUUGCAGUCUCCUCCAGCACAGAUUUGCACCAAGGGCAAAGUGCACAUAUUUAAGUAUCUGAGCAUCCAAGCAUGCCAGAUUAAGACAACGGACUCCCUUUAUCUCCACACCAUGGAGAGGCCACAUUUACACCAGCACGUGGAAGACGGCAAGAAGGAUUCUGACUCGGGCGUUGGGAGUGAUAAUGGAGAUAAGCGAUUAUCUGCCACAGAGCCUUCUGAUGAAGACACCAUUAGCCUCAAUGUGCCAAUGUCAAAUAUCAUGGAAGAAGAACAGAUCAAGGAGGACUCCUGCCAUCGCCUUAGUCCAGUUAAAGGGGAAUUUCAUCAGGAAUUUCAACCAGCGCCUUCCCUUGUGAGUGACAAUGAGAACUCAGGAGAAGAGAGAGACCAUUCCCAUGGAACAGACGUUCUCCAUUCGGAAUUUAUAAACUAUAUUAAGGAAAGGACUGAGGCCUGUGAAGAACUGUUACGGAUAGAAGAGGACGCGCACUGGCCAUCCGAGGGGAUAGUAAGUUCAUCCAAAGACCAGGACAUGAAUAUAGCAAUGAUUGAACAGCUGAGAGAAGCGGUGGAUUUGCUGCAAGAUCCCAAUAGAUUAAGCACAGAUAUUACAGAGAGAAGUGUUGUAAACUUUUACCCUGUGGACUCAGCAGAAGACUUAGAAUUACAAGACUCUGCACUAAAUGGUCAAAUACAGUUGGAGACAUCUCCAGAAUGUGAGGUGCAAAAUGAUCUAACAUUACAGAGUAAUGGGAGCGAGUAUUCUCCCAGUGAGAUGAGAGAGAACUCCCCUGCCGUCUCUCCUACCAACACUAGCACAGCUCUGUUUGGCCUGAAGCCUCGAUCAGUGUUUCUUAGACCACAGAGAAAUUUGGAAUCUAUAGACCCACAGUUUACAAUUCGGCGGAAAAUGGAGCAGAUGAGAGAAGAAAAAGAACUGGUGGAACAGCUCCGAGAGAGCAUCGAGAUGAGACUCAAGGUCAGCCUGCACGAAGACCUGGGGGCUGCCCUCAUGGAUGGCGUCGUCCUCUGCCAUCUAGUCAACCACAUCCGCCCACGAUCCGUCGCAAGCAUCCAUGUCCCCUCACCAGCAGUUCCUAAACUUAGCAUGGCCAAAUGCAGAAGAAACGUGGAAAACUUCCUGGAAGCAUGCCGAAAAUUAGGAGUACCAGAGGAAAAACUGUGUCUGCCCCAUCACAUCCUUGAAGAGAAAGGCCUGGUCAAAGUGGGCAUCACCGUUCAAGCAUUGCUAGACGUAACUGUAACAAAGGCUCUAUUCACAUGAGACCAACUCCUCUCCUUUGGGUCGUGGCUCAGACGCUUUUCCGGUCAGAGAUCAUAAACUCUCCUCUCUCUCAGCACCUGCCCCCUCCAACCUCCCACUCACUGCUUGUCAGUUCCCCGACUCUAGUUGAAUUGACCGGAGGACACAAAAGAAGAUUUUCUACCUUUCAUAACUGACUCUGACAUUAAGACCUGACAGGUAUUUGCCUAAAACCCCGUGAGGGGGCUGGUUCUGAAGGACCAAGCAGCUCAUCAAUGCCUUCUACAACCUCCUUCAUCCCUUCCAUCCAUGCU